AUGGCCGCCUCCUCUCCAGUGAUCCUACGCCUGCAGCGUCCUCUCUUCACCAUCAUCCUAGUUGCUCUCUCAGUGUCAGUGCUGCCGGCGGCGCUCGCAGUCGCCACUAGAGGCGAGCAAGAGGGCGACCGGGUGGCGUUCCUCCCCGGGCAGCCGAGGAGCCCUCCGGUGUCGCAGUUCGCCGGGUACGUCACCGUGAACGAGUACAACGGGAGGGCGCUCUUCUACUGGUUCUUUGAGGCUCAGACGUCGCCGGCGCACAAGCCUCUCCUGCUCUGGCUCAAUGGAGGCCCUGGUUGCUCGUCUGUAGGCUAUGGAGCAGCUUCAGAACUGGGGCCUCUCUUGGUCAAUGGCAACGGGACCGGCUUGGAGUUCAACAAAUUUGCAUGGACCAGAGAGGCCAAUUUGCUGUUCUUGGAAUCCCCCGUUGGUGUUGGCUUCUCAUACACAAAUACUUCUUCUGACCUAGACAACCUCGAUGAUCGCUUCGUCGCCAAGGAUAGCUACACCUUCUUAGUGAACUGGUUCAACAGGUUUCCACAGUACAAGAGCCAUGAUUUCUACAUAUCAGGAGAGAGCUAUGCAGGGCAUUAUGUUCCACAGCUUGCAGAAGUGGUGUAUGAGCACAACAAGCACCUUGAAGCGAAUCAGCAAAUCCAUUUGAAAGGAUUUAUUGUCGGCAAUGCAGAGACUGAUGAUUACUACGACUACACGGGAAUAGUCGAGUUCGCUUGGAGCCAUUCAGUCAUCUCAGAUCAAUUUUACGAGCGAGUAAAAAAUGUUUGUGACUUCAAGCUCUCACCCACUUCCACAGAAUGUGGUCAUGUAAUGGGCCUUCUAUACCACACGUACAAUGAGAUUGACAUCUACAACGUGUACGCACCCAAGUGCAACACAGAUGGAUCAGCACUGUCGUCGUCGUCGUCUAGUUCUGACAGCAGCGCGGUAGAAAAGGAAGCCAAGAACAAGUCCAAGAGACGAUUGAGGAUGUACUCAGGAUACGAUCCGUGCUACUCCAACUACAUUGAAGCUUACUUCAACAGGAUGGAUGUUCAGAAAUCACUUCAUGCUAAUACCAGUGGACGGAUCAAGGACAGAACAUGGAGUCUUUGCAGUGAUCCAAUUUUUGACUUCUACGACAUUGAGGUCUUUUCUGUUCUUCCUAUCUACUCCAAGCUUAUUAAGGCUGGACUAAGAAUUUGGGUCUACAGCGGAGAUGUGGAUGGCAGGGUUCCGGUUAUUGGAUCCCGCUACUGGGUAGACGCACUUGGGCUUCCUAUCAAGUCACAGUGGCAACCAUGGUAUCUAAAAAAUCAGGUUGCUGGAAGGUAUGUUGAGUAUGAAGGGCUGACCAUGGCCACUGUCAGAGGAGCAGGUCAUACAGUUCCUCAAGAUAAGCCAGCAGAGGCACUUGUGCUAAUCGAAUCCUUCCUUUCCGACACACAACUUCCGGCAAAAAAUAACUGA
Molecule: messenger RNA, 1467 nt
Organism: Miscanthus lutarioriparius
Lineage: Eukaryota; Viridiplantae; Streptophyta; Magnoliopsida; Poales; Poaceae
Source: the annotation of a GenBank genome assembly